AUGGAGGAUAGUGGCCGUCACGAGGAGAUUGACGAGACUAAUGAACCACAGAGCGUCGAUUCCGAGCCGGAGCAUUACAGCUGGAAGCGCGCUGACGGACGCGAGCGAGGUCAGAGUCUCGAUGAGGAGGACGAAGAAGAACUCGACAACAACAGCGAAGUCAGUGGCAAGAGAGACGUGUCGACAGUUCGGACACUACCCACGGGUAUCGACGAUCUCCCGCUGUUUGCAGACGAGAAGAACCGCGAGUUGCAUGCGCAGAUUCGCAUCAAGGAGGCACGCUAUGAAGCUGCCAAGCGAGAACUCGCAGAGACUUCGUCUCGUGUCGAGAUCAUGACGGAGCAUCUGAAAAACGUACAGCAGGAACUUCUACAUACCCAAGCAUUGCAUGGCGCUAAACUUAAAGAAGUUGAAAGCGAGGAGCACAUGAGGCAACUAGCAGAGCGUGAAAUAGGCCGAGUGGCUCAAGAAGCCAAAGUCCUCGACGCAGAGGCAGCUGAACUGGAACGCAAGCUUGCAGGUUUACAAGGCUCGUUAUUCAAAGGUAACGAAGCCAUGGACGCCUUUAAGCUGCAGAUGAACUGGAACCAGGACGAAAUGGAGCAGUGGGCAGUGGCAGCACGACAGAAAGAAGAGGAUGCCAUGGCUUUAGAGCGAUACCGACGAGCUGACGAGGCUCGCAUCAAGGAACUGACGCUGGCAUUGGAGAAACUCACUCAGCAGCUGACUCGAGCCAAGCGCGAAGUGGACGAUGAAGCGACCGAGACACAAGCCAAGCAAAUUGAACUAGACAAGACGGCUGAGGAGUUUCGUUCUCUUCACGCAGAGCGUGCGAAGCUUGUGGCGCAAUGGCAAUCGACACUUGAGGCGAUGCGUGCUCGCGACGAAGAGAUCACACAGGCAAGCGAGCAGUUCGCUCUAGCGCAGCGUGGUUUUCUGAGUAAGCAGGAGCUGCUGGGCGAGCAGAAACGUCGACUGAAGCAACAGGAAACAGCGAAUAACGAAGCGCAGGCUCAGCUGGCAGGCAAGGAACGUGCGCAGUCCAAGGCACAGCAAGAGUUACUGCAAACAGGAGCUCGCUUACAAGCCUUCCGUGAUCAAGUGGAGCUUUUGAAGAGUGAGCUUUCCAGUGCCGUGGCUGCGCUAAACCAGCAGCGCUCGAACAAUUCGAACCGCGAUGACCGGUUAGAAGCGAUGAAGCAGGAGCUUGAGGCUGCCAGAGCGCGGUUUAAAGGCACACGCAAGGCGCUGGAACGCUGUCGUGACUCAACGAUGGACGCUGAAGCACUGGCCAAGCAAGCUGAAGCGGAUCUGGCUGACAUGGAGAGCGAAGUGAAGCAUCUGGACAAGGAGAUUUCAAUCCAGAAGGAGCAAAUGUUUCGUAGGAGUCAGCAAUUGUUUGCUCUACGACAGCAAGAAGCGAGUCUGGUAGCAGAGCUCUCAGGAGCGAAAUCUGCAGCACAAAACCUACGCUCCAAGCUGCGAUCACUCGAUGCGCAGGCCUUACGACAACAAGAGCUCGUGUACAACGGCGAGUUCCAGAUCCAACAAAUGGAGCGUAAAGUGGCUCGAGCUAGUGGAGAACGAAGUGCCGAUGAGACGAAGGCGUUGCAGGCCCAGAUCCAAGUGCUACAGAUGGAGUUAGACCGUGUUAAAGCCGAACAAGUCAUGCUUACCGCGCAGUGUAAGAAGCUCGAGGACGAGCGACGAGCUCAGGAACGAUCUCGUAAAGCCCUGAUAGCGCAACAACGAGAGGUGGAGGCUCAGAUAGCCGAGCAUGAGCUGCGCAACGAGAGCUGUGCACAUGCACUCAAGGCGUCACUGAAGAACAAGGAAGAACUGCUGAUACAACACGACCUGCAAGCGCUUGAAGUGCGUCGUCUCCGUGACCUGCUUCACUCUCGUGCUGACGAGGUCUUGUCGCUCGAGAAUCGCGACUUCCAAUUGAAGAAGAGUAUGGAGGAACGUAAGCGUGAGAUUGCAGCACACCAAGAGCUACAGCGAGCAGCUUCUAAAGCGAUUGAAGACGAACGUCACCGUGUGUCUGUGGAGCUGGCAGAUAGAGAGAGUCGUGUUCGUAAACUACAGGCCAAAUUCGAGACACUCUGCAAGAUGGGAGCGUAUGCAGACGGCGGUGAGGAUACUGGAGAGGCGGGGAAGGAGAGGAGUCAAGCGUACUUUGUUAUUCGAGCAGCUCAGCGUCGCGAGGAACUUCAGCGGGAAGGAGACGAACUAGACGACAAGAUCCGAGUAGCCGAGAAAGAUGUACGCGCCCUGAAGAAGACCUUGGUUCAUCUGGAAGAGCGCAACUCGGCGUAUCGUAAAAGUUUCCAUCGCGCUGAUCUUGCUGGUGACGACGCGCAACGUCUUGCUGCUCUGGAGGCACAAGCGAAGAUGGCGGAAGAUACGUUCUUUAAGAAGAAGAAGGAGUUAGCAAGAGUAGAACUGGAUGUGACUAGUGAGACGCAGCGACUUCGUGAAGUGGAGACUCAAAGAGACUUCGCUCGAGCCAACUCCACGCAACUCGAAGGCGCCUUAUCACAAGUGGAGCGGGAGGUGCAGACUGAGAGAGCCAAAUGGGGUAAAGUGGUCAAGAAACUGGAGCGUCAGAUGCGAGAACAUCGGCAAUUCGCUGUGAGUGCCGGAGGGUUCGAUGACGACGGUACUUGGCGUACAAAGGAGCAGGUGAUGCUGGAGGCGCUGGAGUUUAAGGAGAUCGGCGCGAGCUUGCUGUACACGUUGGGGCAAUUAGCCAACGAGUUCCCGGAGAUCGGAGACCCACUGCAGAUGGCUGUACGUGAGGCAGGCAUGCACAUUCCAGCCGUGCCGCCUGGACGAACGGCCGCAGCAAGAGCCGACGGUGGCGGCUUGCCUCGCCCCAUGUCCGCACGCAGUGACAAAAGUGAUCGGUCGGUGCGCAGUGUCGGCAGCAAUGGCUCGUAUCGGAGCAAUGGCUCUACAGUGCGCGUAGCAGCCCCUAUCAGCAAAGUUCAGCUCGGAUUCUGA
Phytophthora infestans T30-4 is the source of this 3006-nucleotide messenger RNA. RefSeq names its product flagella associated protein. The coding region runs from base 1 to 3006 and encodes 1001 amino acids. Gene Ontology annotation, cellular component: axoneme. Gene Ontology annotation, biological process: inner dynein arm assembly; cilium-dependent cell motility; cilium movement. The record is from RefSeq and is a predicted model, not a curated record. NCBI's taxonomy places the organism in Eukaryota, Oomycota, Peronosporomycetes, Peronosporales, Peronosporaceae. The transcript has 2 exons.